Dentiscutata erythropus is the source of this 177-nucleotide messenger RNA. The record is from the annotation of a GenBank genome assembly. NCBI's taxonomy places the organism in Eukaryota, Fungi, Glomeromycota, Glomeromycetes, Diversisporales, Gigasporaceae.
AUGUUUAAUCAUUGGUGGAAAAUUACUCAAGAUCCAGAAAUCUUGGAUGACACUUUUAAUGCGGCUGACAAGAUAAUACCGAGUAUAGGCAUCUCUUUCACUGCGCAUCCUGAUGCGUGGUAUAAGAGUAGAUUACUUAAUUUUGAAGGUGUUUUCGUUGAGGAUGAAAUUGAUUAA